Molecule: messenger RNA, 2464 nt
Organism: Humulus lupulus (European hop)
Lineage: Eukaryota; Viridiplantae; Streptophyta; Magnoliopsida; Rosales; Cannabaceae
Product: serine/threonine/tyrosine-protein kinase HT1
Exons: 4
Coding region: 693-2288 (531 amino acids)
Biological process (GO): protein phosphorylation
Molecular function (GO): ATP binding; protein kinase activity
Source: RefSeq, a predicted model, not a curated record
UUCUACGAUACGUAAAAUCAAUAUAUUACUAUACGCUUUCCUAUUUUUUCUGUUAUUAUAUACUUUUCUUCCUUUUCUUUUAUUAUUUUUGGGCUUGUGUGUUGGGGUUACCUUGCUACAGAGAUUCCAGAAUUUUUUUUUUCUUUUUUCAGAUAGCGAAAUACCUUCGAAAAUGAUGGUGAUUUUGUCACAGAGAUGAAGCUCGUGUAAUCUUUUGGCUUUUACGGAAGGUGGUAUUUGCCUUUGAAGCCACAAAUGUGUUUUUUAUUUUUGAGAGGUAUAGAGAGGGUUUGGUGGUGAUUAUAAAGGGUUCACUUUGGAUGAUUAGAAGUUGUUCUUGUUGAUGGGCUAUGGUGGAUAUGGAUUUAAGAGGAUUUUGCUUUUAAUGGAGACAAGUCUUCCUUUUUGUGUUACCUUAUCUUUAAUGGGUCUUCUUGGUUUCGAAUGGUUUGGUGACUUUUUCGAUUGAGAAAUCUUCAAGCCCAUUCCUUUUUCAGAUUUCAUCAUCUUUGAUUUGAAUUGUUGAUGGGUUUUCACAACAGUCCUGUAACUCAUAUCAUUUCGUUCAAGCAACACCCACUUGCUUCCAAGCCUUAUUAUCGUCUAGUUAGAAAAUUAUCAAUUGGUUUUGUGGCUAUAGAAGACCCCUAAAUCGAAAAAGGGUUUCAAAGAUUAGUUUUUUGUUUUCAAAUAUGGAUGAAGAGACUACUUCUUGGAUCAGAAGAGCCAAGUUUUCUCACACCGUUUGUCAUCGUUUAGAUUCUUCAAGAUUGGCCUCCAUUCCUAUUACCAUUCACCAAGACAAGUUUUCUGGUUUGAAAUCUAGACCAGCACCAGUUCCAGUUCCAGCUCCAGCUCCUGGUCCUGCAGCUCCUUCUAAUGAGAAAUCAAUUGCAAGUAGCUCUAUAGUACAAAACAAAAGACAUGCCUUAAAGAACAAGCAGAGAUCUUUAUCUCCUAACCCUGAGAUCAAACUCUCAGAGUCAUUUAGGGAAGCUCAAUCUGAAAGGAAGAGAUUCUCAACUCCAACCCCUAGGAGAUGUGAAUCUGAAAGAGGGGGAGGAGGAUUUAGAGGGAAGUUCUUCCACUACCACCACAAGGAUUCUCAAUCUUCAUCAAGAUCAUCGAAUGCCAGUCCUCUUAGGCACUUGGCUGCAAUGAUAAACGACAAGUCCAAGAACCGAAAGGAUUCACAUUGGUCCAAGUAUUUUGAUCCCAACAGUGGGAGAGUUACGGCUGUGGAGGCUGUUGAUGAAUGGUGUGUUGACUUGUCUAAGUUGUUUCUCGGCAAUAAAUUCGCUCAUGGAGCUCAUAGCAGGCUCUACCAUGGUGUCUACAAUGGUGAUUCUGUAGCAGUUAAGAUCAUCAGGGUGCCUGAUGAAGACGAAAGUGGAGCCUUGGCAACUCGUUUGGAGAAGCAGUUUGUUAGUGAAGUCACUCUCUUAUCUUGUCUCCACCAUCGAAAUGUUAUCAAGUUCUUAGCAGCCUGUAGAAAGCCUCCGGUUUAUUGUGUCAUAACUGAGUACUUAUCUGAAGGUUCUCUAAGGGCAUAUCUGCACAAACUUGAGUGCAAAUCUCUUCCUAUGGAGAAACUUAUUCAAAUUGCAUUGGAUAUAGCUCGGGGACUCGAAUACAUUCACUCGCAGGGUAUCAUACAUAGAGAUCUCAAACCUGAAAAUAUUCUUAUUGAUGAAAACUCUCACAUGAAAAUAGCUGACUUCGGUAUAGCCUGUGAGGAGGCAUACUGUGAUGCUUUAAUUGAUGAUCCCGGAACUUAUAGAUGGAUGGCGCCAGAGAUGAUAAAGCACAAAUCUUAUGGCCGGAAAGUUGAUGUUUACAGCUUUGGACUCAUCUUGUGGGAAAUGGUGGCAGGGACAAUACCAUAUGAAGAAAUGAACCCCAUUCAAGCAGCUUUUGCGGUGGUCAACAAGAAUUUGAGGCCUGUGAUCCCUGGAAACUGUCCACCUGCCAUGAGAGCCUUAAUUGAGCAAUGUUGGUCGUUGCAACCAGAUAAGAGGCCAGAGUUUUGGCAAAUAGUAAAGGUACUAGAGCAAUUUGAGGCUUCACUUGCCCGUGAUGGAACAUUGAAACUUGUCCCAAACCAAAAUUUCCAAGACCACAAAAAGGGGCUUCUUCACUGGAUUCAGAAGCUCGGUCCUGCUCAUUCUCCUAACAGUACUACUACAUCAUCUUCUUCAUCAUCAUCAUCAUCAUCAUCAUCUUCUUCUUCUUCUUCUAGUUCUAGUUAUACUAUUGCAAUGCCUGUGCCUAAACCAAAAUUCAGUUGAAUCUUUGUCAAGUGUUAUGACUUGGGCUUUUGUAGUUUGACCAAGUCAAUUGUAAUUAAAGGAGAAAAAAAAAAAGAGGUCCGUUUUCUAAGCCUUCUUUUCACUGUAUUCCCCCAUUGUCACAUUCAAGUGAGAUUGUGAAUUGAAUAGAUUGGCAUGCAUGCGUUUCAGAUGAA